Diorhabda sublineata is the source of this 4053-nucleotide messenger RNA. RefSeq names its product odorant receptor coreceptor (gene Orco). The transcript has 11 exons. Gene Ontology annotation, cellular component: plasma membrane. Gene Ontology annotation, biological process: sensory perception of smell; detection of chemical stimulus involved in sensory perception of smell. The coding region runs from base 200 to 1639 and encodes 479 amino acids. Lineage: Eukaryota; Metazoa; Arthropoda; Insecta; Coleoptera; Chrysomelidae. The record is from RefSeq and is a predicted model, not a curated record. Gene Ontology annotation, molecular function: olfactory receptor activity; odorant binding.
AUUGAGUCUCAGCUCUUGGUAAUAAAUGCAAGUUUAGACAUAAUUUCUUUAAGUGAACUUUGGUCUCCACAAUAUUUCAUUUGGUGUGGUGAUGAGUGAGUUUGAUAUGUCACUGUGAUAUUUGGAUAACAAUUUCUAAAUGCAGCUGUGAUAACAGUGCUUGAUAUCUACAAUAACUGUUAUUUAACAAUUGAUCAAGAUGAUGAAGUUCAAAGUAGCCGGUCUUGUGGCCGAUUUAAUGCCUAAUAUAAGACUUAUUCAAGCAUCUGGUCAUUUUAUGUUCAAUUACCAUGCUGAUAAUUCUGGAUCGUUGCAUACUUUACGUGUUGGAUAUUCCUGCAUGCAUUUGGUUUUCUGUCUAUUUCAAUAUGGAUGUACUCUUGGUAACCUAGUAAGAGAAAAGGAUGAUGUCAACUAUUUAGCAGCCAACACAAUAACAGUCCUUUUCUUUUCUCACUGUAUAACAAAAUUCGUCUAUUUCGCCUUAAGAUCGAAACUCUUUUACAGGACGUUAGGAAUAUGGAAUCAACCGAACAGUCAUCCAUUAUUUCUAGAAUCAAAUAACAGAUAUCAUGCUCUGUCACUGAAAAAAAUGAGAACAUUGAUAGUUUGUGUUGUUUCUGCAACUAUUCUAUCCGCGGCGGCUUGGACGGGCAUCACUUUCGUAGGUGAGAGCGUUCAUAACAUAAAAGAUCCUGAUAACGAGAAUGAGACAAUCGUAGAAGAAAUUCCUCGGUUAUUAGUGAAAGCAUGGUAUCCUUGGAAUGCGAUGUCCGGAAUGACUUAUUACAUAACAUUGAUCUUUCAAAUUUAUUACGUUUUUUUCUCUUUGAUGCAUGCAAAUCUACUGGACAGUCUUUUUUGUUCAUGGCUUAUAUUCGCUUGCGAACAAUUACAACAUCUGAAGGAAAUUAUGAAACCUCUCAUGGAACUUUCGGCGUCAUUAGAUACCUACGUUCCAAAAAGUGCUGAUUUAUUUAGAGCUACAAGCGCCACAUCCCAGGACAAUUUCAUUGAAAACGAUUAUAAUAUGAAAAAUGAGGAGCUUAAUCUCAAAGGAAUUUAUAAUACAAGGCAAGAACUGGGGGCGAACUUCCGAAGUGGUGCAUUACAAACGUUUGGUCCGGGUGGAGGCGGUGUAGGACCCAAUGGAUUAACUAAAAAGCAGGAGUUGAUGGUUAGAUCGGCUAUUAAAUACUGGGUCGAAAGACAUAAGCAUGUUGUUAGAUUGGUAACUGCAAUUGGAGAUGCUUAUGGUGUAGCGCUUUUACUGCAUAUGUUAACAUCAACUGUCAUGCUGACACUUCUGGCAUAUCAAGCUACAAAGAUAAACGGUGUUAAUCCAUAUGCUGCAAGUGUGAUUGGUUACUUAGUUUAUGCUUUGGCUCAAGUAUUUCAUUUCUGUAUUUUUGGUAAUAGGCUAAUUGAAGAGAGCUCGUCUGUUAUGGAAGCAGCAUACAGUUGUCAUUGGUACGAUGGAUCGGAAGAAGCCAAGACAUUCGUUCAAAUCGUCUGUCAACAAUGUCAGAAGGCAAUGUCUAUCUCUGGUGCUAAAUUUUUCACUAUAUCAUUGGAUUUAUUCGCUUCGGUACUUGGUGCCGUUGUUACUUACUUCAUGGUUUUGGUGCAACUUAAAUAAGUUUUUAAAGCGUUUAUAUGAUACGGAUAUGUUUUAUAUAUUACUUAUAAGUACCUGAAUCAUAAAAUGAGAAAUCUACAGAGGAGUAGGAUAAUAUUUUCUGAAAAUAGAAGCUAGAUAUCAAUAUUAAAUAGGAAUUAUUAAACUGUAUUUACAUAUAAUAGACCAGUUAAAUUGUCAUUCGUUGUGCGGACUACUACACCAUAGAAUUUUGUAGUAGGAUUCGUUUUUAGUAGUACCAAGAAGCUAAAUCCUCUGUGAAUGUCCAUGUCAUAGUCAAAAAUCGUCAAAAUCGUAAUUUUGUAUUUUUCAACUUGAGGAAUGAUGUUAUACAAAAACAAGAAUUCUAUAAGUACGUGAAAAUCCCUGGAGUUUAAGAUUCAAAUAGUUAUAUUUGUCCCGAUAAUAUGAUGAUCCCCUGAGACUGAAAAAAGAUUUGUUAUAAAACAUAUAGCAGUAGGGAAGUAUACUUGAAGCACUUCAUUAUAUCUGGCAAAUGCGCUGGAGUUGCGAAAAUCUAGCAGCUAUCUAACAUUGACUUCCUAUAAUAUGACGUUGUACUCUGUAGAUAACAAACUGAAAAAUAAUAAAAUAUACUCGGAAACUGAACAAAGGUCUUUCAAGAGGCUUCAAAGCAUUUGAGACAUAUAUUUCUAAUUCUUUGCUUACAUUAUGAACCUUCAAUAAUAUGAAUGAUAUUUAAAAAAACAUUCUCUUUCAUCGUAACUACCAAUUUUGUAAUACAGACUCCAUCUGGAAGCUUGAGAAUUGAGAUUGAUGAAAGAAACUAUGAAAUAACGAUCUCACUCAAAUUUUAAGAAAUUCAAUUUAUUUCCAGAUUGUUCACAUUAAAUUUAUACACAUUCAUUACUUUAGCGUCAAAACAGGCUAAACGUAAAUAAGUGCGAACUUACAGUGAUUUUUAAGGUUUUUGACAGUGAUCCGGAAGUUGUCCGAUAUACAAAUUCAAUUUAACAUUUUCAUACUUUCACACAUAAUAAAUGAAAAAGAAACCUACUUUCUCAUCCCUUGCAAGUGAUAUCAGUCUUAUUACGACUAUAGUAAGUAUUUUAAAGACAAUUUGGGCAAAUUACGAAAUAUAGAAAAUUCUUUUUUAGUACAAACAAAUUAUGUAUUCAUACAUUUAUUUCCGAAAUUCCUUAAUUUUAAUAAUAUUAUUGUAUUAGAAACAUAUUAAAGCAAUCCCUAUAUGAUAUAUUUCAGUCUGUAUUUUUGACAGUUAUAUUUUCAAAGUAAGAACCGAUUGCACAUUAAGUCUGUGCAUCCUGUCAUCUGUCAUCUAGCUCAGUAUAGACCAUAGAUGGACCGGUAUAGACCACUUCUUCCAGUCUCUCAUUUCGUCGUCAUUACGUUUUACACGUUUAUACGUCACUGCUGGUUUUGGUUGUGUUCUUAAACUAUUUAGACUAUUUAAACUAUUUAGACUCUUUAUAGUCGUGAUAUAUGCUCCCAUUAAAAAACUUGUAACCAUUCAGAUCUCAAUUUAGAUUUUGCCGGUAAUGAAUCAAAAGUGGGAGCUUCUGCUUUGUCAACAAAUUUUUGAGCUCCAAUUUGUUUUAGUCUCACAAAUAUACAUUGUAAAUUCAGUUCAUUGGUUGAAAUGACAGAAGUAAACACAAAAUAGUAUUAAAAUUAAGGCUGCAACUUCACAAUAAAAUCUCAAAGUAUUUCAUAAUUUUUUCCGACAAUUCAUAUAUUUUGCAAAAACUCUAUACUUGGAUUUUCAAAAAAAAAGGUUAGCUCGACACACAGUGAAUUUAUUUUUAAAAGUAGGUAAUGUAGGAAUAUGAUUUAUAUACAAUUUCGAAUAGAAUGGUUAAAAAGAAUUUACUUAAAAUGCCCUCAAAAUUAUUAUUCUCGUUUAGCUAUACUUUCAUGUAUAUAAAACGGAGUAAUUUUAAUUCAAAUAAACAAAAUAUAGUAUGACAGCAUCGAAAGCUGCAACUUCACAAUCACAAAUUAUCUGUUAUUUCACGAAAAUGUACAUAUUAAAAAUUCAAAAACCUCUAUACCAGAAGUUUCUAAGGAAUACGGUGAAUAAAUACAAUAAAAAUAACAAUUAAUAGUAGAGUGUGAAUAUCUACAUUUCUCAAGAAAUUUGGAUAUAAAUUUUCACUAAAAAAGUUAGAACAAUAAUUUGUCUUUGGUAAUAUUAGUAAUAACAAAUACAAAUUGUUACUUAGCUUGGCACUCAGUGAAUUUAUUAUGAAAAUUAUGUGAAAUAAUUAUAUAAUGAAUCGAUCACAGUACUUGUUAUGGUGAAAUUAUCGUUAAAUCAUGCUCUCAAUAUGAAUAAGCACGUAAAAAUUAAAUGAAAAAAUGUUCAUAAUAGUUAUUGUGAUUUUGAUUGCAAAAAUAAAAACAGUAAAUAUGAAUUUAACAUAUUUCCAAUA